Molecule: messenger RNA, 756 nt
Organism: Anthostomella pinea
Lineage: Eukaryota; Fungi; Ascomycota; Sordariomycetes; Xylariales; Xylariaceae
Source: the annotation of a GenBank genome assembly
AUGGCGCUCCCAUUCCCAUCGCCCACGUCCCUAUCUCCAGGCUUCACCAUGUCGCGAGCUACAACCGACGACAUUGACACCAUCUCCGAGCUCUAUUACGAGACAUUCAAGCCCGACCAUGGGAACUCGUUCUGGUGGCCGGCCGACAAGACCGCCAUGCUCGAGUGGUUGAAGCGGCGCGUGACAGGCAAGAUGAACGACCGCGGCGUGCGCCACUUCAAGAUCAUCGAUGCCGCGACCGGCCAUCUUGUCGCCUUCGCCAGGUGGGACGUCCCCCAGCACUAUGAGGCCAGCUUCGGAGACUGGAUCGGUGACGAGAUGGGCGGCGAGAUCGACGUCUCCAAGUUCGUGGAGAGCGAUGGGAUUGCAGGCGCUGAAAUAGGGGCGGGUGUAGAGAAGCCCGUCACCAGCGCGCCUAUUGAGGGGCCGCGGGCUGUGAUUGACUUCCCUGAUGGUUCGGACCCUGUUCUCUGCCACCAAUACUGGGACGCCAUAGCCAAGGCCUCUGCGAAAUGGUACACGAAGGACAUGCUGGGUCUCUCACUCCUCGCCACGGCGUCGAGAUAUCAUCGCAGAGGCGCAGCCACGGCUCUGAUGUUGCCCAUGCUGGCUAUCGCUGAUGCGCUGGAGCUGAAGUCGUACCUGGAGAGCACGGCGAGUGGCAGACCGGUCUAUGAGAAGCUGGGGUUUCGCGUCGUGGAUAAGCUGCAUGACGGUCAUCUAUCGGUGAUGAUCCGAGAUCCAAAGCCAUUAUGA